Molecule: messenger RNA, 971 nt
Organism: Pelobates fuscus (common spadefoot toad)
Lineage: Eukaryota; Metazoa; Chordata; Amphibia; Anura; Pelobatidae
Gene: EPO
Product: erythropoietin
Exons: 5
Coding region: 285-812 (175 amino acids)
Cellular component (GO): extracellular region
Molecular function (GO): cytokine activity; erythropoietin receptor binding; hormone activity
Source: RefSeq, a predicted model, not a curated record
UCGCUGCUCCCUGUACACUUACAGGGUGAAACAUUAACUUCAUCUGUCUGUCCCAUCUCCUCAUUCCAAACUCUGCCUGGACAGCCAGCUUUAUGCAGCUCCUGCACCCCAACCCUGGAUCUAAUCCAGCAAGAGACACACAUUAAGGGAAUAAACCUGAUUUUGGAUUUUCUUCACAAACCUGGAUUUAUAUCAUGGGAUAUUUUACCUUUUUUUGGGAUUGACAUAAUAUCUGCUUUAUAAUGCAAUGGAAAAUGCAUAUCCCACAUAUUUGAAGAUUUGCUAUGGGUGUGACUGAUCUUCUUAUUCUGAUAUUAGUGUUGUUCGUUAAAGCGAGGAUUGUUGUGUCUGCCCCCAACCAGAAAAUCUGUGACAACAGAGUCCUGGACAAGUAUAUUGGUGACAUCAUGGAAGUGGAAAAGGCAAUGGAUUCCUGUAAUGCCAUUUGUGAAUUUCCAGAGGAUAUCAAUGUUCCUGAAACUAAACUGAAUCAAGCAGAGUGGACAAAACUACAUACGUCGGAGAAGGCAGCCGUGGUUUGGAGGGGGCUAAAGCUAUUUACGGAUGCUGUUCCGAAACUAAUGAAUCUCAUCUCAGAAUCCAAGUUAAAGCAACAAGUGGAGAAAUUCCUCAGCAUCUCUCGUAAUGUCAUAAAUGUAUUGAAGAGUCACAACCUACAGGUUGAAACAAACAUUCCAGACUCUAAGGAAAGGACUCGUUCUGUCAGCACUUUAAAACAAUUCUUUUCGGUUUACACAAAUUUCUUACGGGGGAAAUACAAGAAUCUCCUUAACACGGUCUGCAAAUUAUAAGCUGUAGAUUGUCCGGCUAAUCACCUCUCCCCCCGAUCACUCCAGUGACGCCGCCGUAUGGAAGGACUUUGUGGAAUUCAUUUUUUAUACAAUUUAUGAACACUUUUUACAAAAAUUUUAUGACUAUGGACUAAACUAUUUCAGAGAGUUUAUAUUUUA